Messenger RNA from Phascolarctos cinereus (koala), 3133 nucleotides. It is a transcript of the gene BHLHE40, whose product is annotated as basic helix-loop-helix family member e40. The record is from RefSeq and is a predicted model, not a curated record. Gene Ontology annotation, biological process: regulation of DNA-templated transcription. NCBI's taxonomy places the organism in Eukaryota, Metazoa, Chordata, Mammalia, Diprotodontia, Phascolarctidae. Gene Ontology annotation, molecular function: protein dimerization activity; DNA binding.
UCCAGACGUCGCUGGGAGAACAGAAAGACAGUCUGUGCGGGCAGACAGACCCGAGAGGCAGAGGCAAAGAGGGGACUCCUGCACGCUGCGAGCUGAGUCGCGAGCAUCCCUCCCUUCCCACCUCCAGCCGCAACCCGGCGCAUCCUCCCGUCUAGGGCUCCAUCGGGUUAAGCGCAGGGGACUUCCAGCAGCCGGGGGAAAGAAAUAAAGAGACUUCUUAGGGGCUUCUGCGACUCAAGUGAGGGGGGCAGAUCCCACGGCCGCCCGAUCUACGAGUCCCAGACAAGCAGGGCAUUAAGUUUUCCGCGCCAUCGCCCUGCCAUGGAAAGGAUCACCAGCGCCCAGCCGCCCCCCGCCUCCAUAGGCAAAGUGCCGGGACUGGACCCCAGCGACAUGGCAGGGAUGGAUUUUGCCCACAUGUACCAAGUGUACAAACCGAGAAGGGGAUUAAAGAGGAGCGAGGAUAACAAGGAGACCUAUAAAUUGCCGCACCGACUGAUCGAGAAGAAAAGACGUGAUCGGAUUAAUGAGUGCAUCGCCCAACUGAAAGACCUCUUACCCGAACAUCUCAAACUUACUACGUUGGGUCACUUGGAGAAGGCUGUGGUUCUUGAGCUUACCUUGAAGCAUGUGAAAGCACUCAGCAACCUGAUUGAACAGCAACAGCAGAAGAUUAUGGCUCUUCAGAGUGGCUUACAAGCCGGUGAGCUAUCCUCAAGAAACCUUGAUGCUGGCCAGGAGAUGUUCUGCUCUGGUUUCCAAAUGUGUGCCAGGGAGGUACUGCAGUACCUGGCAAAGCAUGAAAGUAGUCGGGAUCUGAAGUCUUCGCAACUAGUCAGUCACCUCAACCGAAUGGUCUCUGAGGUCCUGCAGGGUGGAACUGUCCACAAGCCCAGUGAUCCCACCCCCAAAAUGAUGGACUUCAAAGAGAAGCCCAGCUCCCUGACCAAAGGCAUUGAAGGGCACGGGAAAAAUUGUGUCCCAGUCAUCCAAAGGACUUUUGCCCAUUCUAGUGGUGAGCAGAGUGGAAGUGAUACAGACACUGACAGUGGUUAUGGAGGGGAGUUGGAGAAAAGUGACUCUAAAGCCGACCAGCAGUAUUUUAAAAAUGAUAAUGAACGCAAAUAUCCCCUGGGAGAAAGAGUAAGCACCAUCAAGCAAGAGUCAGAAGAUCCACCUGCAAAAAAGACCAGACUUGAUAUUUCUGACAGGGAAAGCCAUUAUAGCAGCGAUCUGAUGGGGUCUUCCUUUCUGGGCCCUCACCCUCACCAGCCUCCCUUCUGCCUGCCUUUUUAUUUGAUCCCACCAUCAGCAACAGCCUAUCUGCCCAUGUUGGAGAAGUGCUGGUAUCCCACCUCUGUCCCAGUCUUAUACCCUGGGCUCCCUGCUUCAGCUACAGCUCUCACUGGCUUCAUGAACCCAGAGAAGAUCCCUCCUCCUUUGCUGAUGCCCCAAAGACUCCCGUCUCCAUUGCCAUCCCAUUCCUCCAUCGACUCCUCAGCUCUGCUCCAGGCUCUGAAGCAGAUUCGCCUUUAAACUUGGAAACCAAAGACUAAACCUAGUUGUAACUCUGCCCUCUUUUAUUUUGCCCCUUAAAAAAAAGUCUAAUGAGACUGAGUUUGUAUAUCCAGAUAAAAACGGAGGUGUGGAGAUUAGGCUUGGGUGUGUGUGUGUGUGUGUGUGUGUGUGUGUGCGUGUGUGUGCAUGAGCGUGCACAUGCGCACGCGCGUGUGUAUGUGUAUGAGUGAGUGUGCGUAAGUAUAGGACAUGGAAGCCACGUUUGGCUCCAGCAGUCAGAAAGCUUAGGGAAAACAUGAAGGAUGGACCUAGGUUUAACAUAUGUAGGGUUUGGGUUAUUUGGCAUCAUUUUGUUUGAAUAAAACCUCCCAGAUUUUACCCAUCUAGAAAAUAGCUAUUGAAAACAAAGUCGACUGAAUUAUUCAAAACUGUGACUUCUAUUUAUUCAGUUAUCCAGAUUUAAAUUUGGGGAGAGGGCUACAGGGGGAGGAUAUUUUGGUUUUGUUCUUUGGUGAACUGGAAUAUGGUACUUUCAUGUGAGGACUUGAGAAAGCACAGCUCCCCACCAGGCCCACAGCUUGAGACGGACGGAUUCCACCCCACCCAUCCCCAGUAUUUUCCGUGUGACUCACACACAAAGGGCAGUCAGUCUGAGCACUGGUGUUGUUGAUCUCCAUCCAGAAGCUGUAAAGUACCCCCACUGGCAUUGUCCUGGAGUGUUUCUGGGAGACUUUAGAUGGCUUUCUCUCCACACCUUGGCCUUGGAUGAGCAGAGAGAGCAUAGUUGCUGCUUAAGCUUUAUAUGGUAAUUAUCUGAUUAAGGAGCUAAAAUUUGCCCAGUUGGACAGCCUGAACCGCCAAAGAAUGAGUGAGGAGUAUCCCAGGAGAUGGAUUUGGCACCCGAUUCUCCUCCCCUCUUGCAACUGCUGCAUGAGUGUCCGAGGUACAGGAGAGCAGAGAGCCCCAAAUUAAAAGAGCUCCUUAAAUUACAAGAGUGAGUUAGAACCCACCGUGCCAGGGCAUGAAUUGCUACCUUAAAAGAGCAAAUUUGAACAUAGUUUUUUUUUUGUUGAAACUCCUGCUAAUUGGUCUUAGCCCCUCAACUACCUGACCACCCUAGACCAGAUUGUUUCUGCAGUGAUAGUGCCCCUGUGUGAUGGCUUACAGCAACUGUCUUAACUGCAAAAAAAAGAAGAAAAAAAGCAUAUCUCCUUAGUUUUCAAAAAAAUUGUGUCCAGAGUAAUUGUUUUCUGAAUUGUCUGUCUACGACUGCAUCAGCUAUUGAAUGCACUAUGCCUGACUGUGUUUUAACUUCUUUUGGAAUAUAAAGUUAUUGCCUUUAUUUGUAAAAUUGUUAUAUAUUAUAUAUAAAUAUAUUAAAAAGUCAAAUGUUUCAGAUGUUUAUUUGUAUAAUUACUUGAUCAAAACAAGUGAGAAACAUGAAUGUAUUUCUGUUUUCAGAGAGAAGAAUAAUUUUCUCUAGAGAGAGGUACAGUGUUUAUAUUUUGGAACCUCCUUGAAGGUGUAAAAUUGUAAAUAUUUUUAUCUAUGAGUAAAUGUUAAGUAGUCGUUUUAAAAUACUUAAUAAAAAUAAUCCUUUUCCUGUGGAAUAUAA